Molecule: messenger RNA, 4417 nt
Organism: Eublepharis macularius
Lineage: Eukaryota; Metazoa; Chordata; Lepidosauria; Squamata; Eublepharidae
Gene: NFATC4
Product: nuclear factor of activated T cells 4
Exons: 10
Coding region: 8-2539 (843 amino acids)
Biological process (GO): calcineurin-NFAT signaling cascade; regulation of transcription by RNA polymerase II; cytokine production
Cellular component (GO): transcription regulator complex
Molecular function (GO): transcription factor binding; RNA polymerase II cis-regulatory region sequence-specific DNA binding; DNA-binding transcription factor activity, RNA polymerase II-specific
Source: RefSeq, a predicted model, not a curated record
CUCCAAAAUGGGGGCUUCGAACUGUGAAGAUGAAGAUUUGGAAUUUAAGCUGAUUUUUGGAGAAGAGGAGAAAGAACCCCCUGCUAUGGGGGUCCCCUUGGAAGAUCUAGACGCUGACAACCUCCCUGUCUAUUGCUCGCUUCCGUUGGGGGACCCCCCUCCCUACGCUUCUCCUCUGGGCAUCCCGUGCCCACUGCAUCCUGGGGGAGGCCGAGCUGGCAUGCACUCUCCCCCUCCUCGCCCUGCCGACUUGGAUGGAGACACUUUUGAGAGUCAGCCGGCACGACGUGUGCGCCUAGGAGGCUCUCGGGUGCUAGAGUGCCCAAGUAUACAGAUCACUACCAUUUCUCCGGGACGACGGACUGAGGAAGAUGACUGGGACUCUUCACCACGUGACUAUCUCCUCCUAGAGGCCUUUGGUGGUUACCGCGAGGCACCACCAGCUUCCGGCUUCUUUACGCCUAGCCCUGCCAGCAGCGGUAGUGUCUCCCCAUGGAGCUUUUUUUCGGAUGAUGAGGCGCCCGCUGGGGACGAUGUGGAACACGAACUGAAUGAGGCUGCGGCCCGGUUUGCCCUCACUUCCCCCUUGGGUUCCCCACGGGGGUCCCCCAAGCCGUGGUCGUCUGCUGAUGAGUCGUGGCCAGUUUAUGGCUCCAGUUAUUCUCCAAGCCGGGGGACAGAGGAUGGAUGGCUGCUUCUGGGCCCACGGCCGGCUUCUCCCUGCGGCAAACGGCGGUAUUCCAGCUCUGAAACACACUCUUCUGCAUCCCCGUGCCUGUCUCGGCGGGGGAGUCUUGGCGAGGAGGCCCCGGGGGAAUCCGUGGAGGCAAGUGGUGAUGUGGCCCCCUUUAACUGUACUGGAACCCGGCCAGCAGAGAGCAUUCCCCAAAAAGCCCGGAAGACCUCAACAGAGCAGACCGUGGCACUGACCCGGAAAGAGGAAGGGAGCUGCAACGGAGAUGAUGGGAGCAGUACCCCAGGGGGCUUUGGGCUCAGCGUGGCACGUAAAGAAGGGAUGGAUUACCUGGCCGUACCUUCUCCGUUAGCUUGGUCUAAAGCUCGUAUUGGAGGCCACAGUCCUAUAUUCAGGUCCUCUGCUCUUCCGCCUCUAGACUGGCCUCUUCCCAGUCAAUAUGAGCAGUAUGAACUGAAGAUUGAAGUGCAGCCUCGAACUCACCACCGAGCCCAUUACGAGACUGAAGGCAGCAGGGGUGCAGUAAAAGCUGCGCCAGGAGGGCAUCCUGUGGUGAAGCUCUCCGGCUACGAUGAGAAACCUCUGACCUUGCAAAUGUUUAUCGGCACAGCAGAUGAGCGGAAUUUGCGGCCUCAUGCCUUCUACCAGGUGCACCGCAUCACUGGCAAGAUGGUAGCCACCACCAGCUACGAAUCCAUCAUCAACGGCACCAAAGUCCUAGAGAUGUCCCUGCUGCCUGAGAACAACAUGGCUGCCAACAUUGACUGUGCAGGGAUCCUGAAGCUGCGGAAUUCAGACAUCGAGCUUCGCAAGGGGGAGACGGACAUCGGGCGCAAGAACACACGGGUCCGCCUGGUCUUCCGGGUCCACGUGCCCCAAGGCAAUGGCAAGGUGGUCUCCAUCCAGACCGCCUCGGUUCCUAUUGAAUGCUCCCAGCGUUCUGCUCAAGAGCUCCCCCAGGUGGAAAGCUACAGCCUCAGUGCCUGCUCUGUGCAUGGGGGCGAGGAGAUGGCAAUUGCCGGCGCCAACUUCCUGCCCGAGUCCAAAGUCGUUUUCAUUGAACGAGGGCCUGAUGGAAAGCUCCAGUGGGAAGAGGAGGCAUGCAUUAAUCGGUUGAAAAGCACUGAGACCUCGCUGACCCUCACAGUCCCUGAAUAUAACAACAAGCGAGUUUCACGACCGGUUCAGACAUACUUCUACGUUUCGAAUGGGCGCCGGAAAAGGAGCCCCGCUCAGGCCUUCAAAUAUUUACCCGUGAUCUUCAAGGAAGAACCCCUUCCAGAUUCCCCGCUCCGUAGUUUCCCGCCUACCUCUCAAAGCACCCCUUUCUCCUCACAGUCCAUCCAGAGCUCCAUGGAUUUCUCCCCUUCUAGGCCUCCCUUCCCUUAUGGCCCGGAGCGUUCCCCACCCUGUUCCCCCUACAGUCCGGACUGGGGCCCUUGCUCGUUUCCCACCCCUCCCCGUUAUACCCCUUCCUUCCGUUUCCCAUCUAGCGAGGCCUACAGAGGCACUAAUCUGUCUGUACCCCUCCUCUCUCCGGGUGACUUGCCCCACUUCCUUCCUUUGGAUUGCCGCCCUCCCCCUUUCCAGUCCCUCAGUUCUCAACUUGGUCCUCAGCCACCAGGGCAUAGAGAAACCCACAGUGAUGAUGGGACUCCUGAGUGGACAGAUCUGGAGCUGGGACCGGAGGGGCAGAACACCAAAGAGCAGGAGAGAUCAGGCUUUGGCGGUAGCUUCCGGGCUAACCUGCCUGUCCACGGGAUCACGUUGGAGGAAGUGACCGAGAUCAUUGGCAGAGACUUGAGUGACUUCCCCGAGCCUUCCUGCAAAGGAGGGCACAGCUGAGAAACUGCCUGAUCCCACAGCACUCCGAUCAUCCCAGACAACUGGAGGCUCGGCUCAGACAGGCAACCUGGAAAAAGUCAUCGACGGCGAGAACUGCUUUGAGCAACGUGUUCUCAUAUCGGAGGGAUCUUGUACUGACCCGUCUGCCUCUGAUCUUCCUGCCCCUCUUUUCCUGUAUUUUAUCCUUGCUUCCUUUCAUUCUCUCAAUGUUUCUAGAAGGACAUAACUCAGAAUUGCCAAGGUGGAUCAAGGCAAUGGUACGUCUCACAGUUUUUAAUAUCCUCCAAGGACAUCCAGCCUCCGGAAGGCUCAAAGGACCAGCAUGAUAGGUAUAGCCACUGUUUGCCCCCCAUAACCGGAGGAAAGCAAGACUCUAGUUGAAGAUCGGCAUUGGCUCUUAACAUCAUGAGAGGUGUGAUCCUUCCUCUGUUUAUCAACUCUCUUAUGAUAGUGGUUAUUACAAUAUCCAGUGGCAGUGAGUUCCAUCAGUUAACCUGCUCUGCAUGGCCAUCUAAAUGAAAACGUCCAAAAAUAGUGUUAGUCUAAUCUCUCUCCUCCGUUAUGCCCAGCCUCCCUGACUGUUCUCGUUAUGCACACACACACCCCAUCACUGUGGCACUCAGUUUUUCCAUCUAGGGCCGAUUCCCUUUUACUUUAUGUGCAGCAGAAGGCUUCCAGGUUCGAAUGCCUAUCUCAAUGGUUCCUAAUGGUAGCGCAAGAGAAGCAUGUGCAGAGUGAUUUUCUGGGAAUCCCUGGCAGCAAAUCUGACCCCAAAUCUGCUAUCCAUCCAACCUGCAAAGCAGAAUUUCAGGGGAGUGUCGAGUGCGCUCUAGGGCUCUGGCCUUUCCAACCUUCAGGUAGCAGCACAGGAUCUGCUGGGCAGCAAGUACAUCACAGGAAGUUGUGGGACAUCAGAGUCAUAUGACAGGAAGAAGACGAGCCAGAGCGACAACUUCUGCAAUGGAAGGAAGACUGCUACAAGUGUGUGCGGAAAGUUGGAGGACAGGCUGGCAGGGGUGGCAUUGCCUGGUCUUGGAAGAAAAGGAAGGGAUGGGAGAGCUUUUGCAAGAAGGGAAGGUCUUUAAACCUACCUGCUUUAAAGAAGAGUUCUCUCCACUGCUGAGUUACCUCUCUGCCGUGCCCUGCCGUUCCUCUUGGUGUGCAAACAAAGUAGGCAGGAAACAAUGCCUUUGCAGUGCCUGUGUGGUAGCAGCAAGUCUUUCCAAAAGGCAAGCAAUGAACCUCAGAGGUGGCUCUACAGGAGCACGUGACCCAGCAGGUGGGGCUCCUUGACUCUGCUGAGGAUCCCCACCCACCCACGUUCUAGGAAGUGCACUUGUGCUACAGGGUGGUGUUGAAGUCUGGCAUGGACUGAGUGUGCCUCCUGAGACAUGCCCCAAAAGAUGAACAUCUGAAGUUUGUACAUGUUUUCUUUGUAGCUUGAUACUCUGACUAGCAGUGGGUCUCAGAUAGUGGAAGACUCCUUCCAGCACCUGCUACCUGAGAGGUUUUCGUCUAAAGAUGCCGGGCCUUCAAUCUGGGGCCACCUUCAUGCAAAGCAAGUGGUCUCUCACCAAAGGCCACAGCUUCUCCCCAAAUAAUUUGAUGUGCACAGUGUUUCCUUGACAGGUGCUCUGCCUUCUUCUGAUGCCCGUUCUUUGUGGAGAAGGUAGAAAGUUUGACAACAAGGGAUCCCUUCUUAGUUAGCAUCCAUUAAGGUCUCCCCAGGCCCUGAUGGCUCAGGUGAAGCUGGCUAGGAGGACUUGGAUGGGAGACCAACAAGGAAGUCCAGGGUUGCAAUGCAGAGGCAGGCAAUCACAAACCACCUCCGUCCAUCUCUUGCCUUGAAAACCCCUUAGGAGAGCCAAGCCAUUUCCA